Molecule: messenger RNA, 752 nt
Organism: Phoenix dactylifera (date palm)
Lineage: Eukaryota; Viridiplantae; Streptophyta; Magnoliopsida; Arecales; Arecaceae
Source: RefSeq, a predicted model, not a curated record
CGAUUCAAAAAUGUAAGCCUCAGCAAGCGAUUUCAAGGUGGAAGGAAGCCUGAGUCUGUUUUCUACCGCCUUGUCUUGAAUCAUUUUGACUCUCAAGCUAGCUUCUCCAGACAAAAGAGAGGCCACAAAUGCUCACUAACUAGUUUACGAGGCCAUGGGACCAAUUACUUCUGGUAGAGCACAGAUACAAACACGGUAUUGAUAUCCUUGGAACUAUUUGCAGGUGAUGCCUUUAAUGAAGUGUCUCACGUUCGACAUCAUAUGCUCCCUUAUGUUCGGGUUGAAGAGGGGUCCCAUGCGAGAAGGCCUGGCGAAGGAUUUUGCGGACAUGCUGGCGGGAAUGUGGGCGGUGCCCCUGAACCUGCCCUUCACCCACUUCAGCAGGAGCCUGAGAGCGAGCCAGCGGGCUCGAAAGGUGCUCGCCGGAAUCACCCGAGAGAGAAGGUCCAUGGCGGCCCAAGGCCAGGACUCCUCCGGCGAAGAAGACCUCAUCACCCGUCUGCUCACCUUGGGUGGUGAAGAUGGCCCCGAUGGAUUAACCGAUGAAGAAAUCGUGGACAACGCGAUGCUCGUCAUGGUCGCUGGUCAUGACACCUCGUCCAUCCUCAUGACCUUUAUGAUCCGCCACCUCGCCAAGGAUCAAGUCACCUGUGACGCCGUCGUUCAUGGUAACAAAUCUUUUUGCUUGUUAUCUAUGAUUUCAUAUGAGUUAUUUAAAUGAUUGCCUCAUUUUUUAUUUUUUAAGAAUUGUU